Messenger RNA from Fraxinus pennsylvanica, 2310 nucleotides. The record is from the annotation of a GenBank genome assembly. NCBI's taxonomy places the organism in Eukaryota, Viridiplantae, Streptophyta, Magnoliopsida, Lamiales, Oleaceae.
AUGGGAUGUUCUGCAUCGAAGCUGGAUGAUGAAGAGGCUGUCCAACUUUGCAAGGAUCGGAAGAGGUUCAUUAAACAAGCAGUUGAAUAUAGGAUAAAGUUUGCCUCUGGGCACAUUGCUUAUAUCAAAUCCAUGAAAAGAGUUUCUGCUGCACUUCGAGAAUAUAUUGAUGGAGACGAGCCUCGUGAAUUCUUGUUAGAUUCAUUCACGCCACCGCCCAUAAAGAAAACAAGCCAGGGUUUCAUCUCUAUACCACCAACAUCCUUCACUCUAAAACCAAUCAAAUCUGAACCUGAAUCGACUUAUAAAAUAAAUUACCUUAGGUCUGGUGGAAACCCUGCUGUGGCAGUUGAGGAAAGACCACCUCAGUCACCGGAAACUGUCCGAAUCGAGGCUUACUCCCCUGUGCAUCAAUUUGGAAUGGAUAGGAUUUUUGCAAUGCAGUCCUCUCCCAUGAACUCGUCUUCAUUCUUCCAUUACUCCCCAAACAACAGACCCAAUUUUCCUCCACCUUCACCUCAAACAUCUCAAUGGGAUUUCUUCUGGAAUCCCUUUUCUUCGUUAGAUUACUAUGGAUAUGCCACUGGAAGCAAUCUUGAUCAGACAUUUUUUGAUGAUGAUAAUGAUGAGUUAAGGCAAGUUCGAGAAGAAGAAGGCAUACCUGAAUUAGAAGAGGACUCCGAACAAGAAGAAAUCGAUGAUGGAGAAAAUAUGAAAGCCGAGAGAGAUCGUAAGGUUGAUCUGGAAUCUGACAGAGACGAAGUUAUCGUGGAAGAUGUUGAAGAGAGUGAUGAAUGUGAUGAGUGUGAUGAGUGUGACAGUGAUGAUGACACAGAUAGCGGAACUGAAACAAAGCAACAUAUCCAAGGAUUAGAGCCCCACAAACACCAACACAUGGAAGUAGCAAAAAAUCAAAAUAUAGUUCAAAACAACAGUAAAGAAGCCAUAGUAGCUGAUUGUGAAUCAAAGUCAGAAACACCGGGAUUUACUGCUUAUGUAAAUCGAAGGCCAACUAGCAUGGCAGAAGUUAUUAAGUAUCUUGAAGAUCAGUUCAUGAUGGUCUGUAAAUCAGCUAGUGAGGUUUCAUCCAUGUUGGAGGCGAGCAGGGCUCAGUACUUAUCGACAUAUAAUGAUCUCACAGCAGCAAAAAUGAUCAAUCCAAUGGCUUUGUUCCGGUCAGCUUCGUCCCGAUCAUCCUCAUCGAGAUUUUUAGUCAAAGCUUCAACUUCAAGAGAAGAAGGUUGCGAAAGCAACAGUGACUUGUCUGAAGAGUCCUGCAUGUAUUCAGGCAGUCACCAAUCAACCCUGGACAGGUUAUAUGCUUGGGAGAAAAAGCUUUACCAAGAAGUUAGGGCUGGUGAACGCAUUCGGAUAGCAUAUGAAAAGAAGUGUAAACAACUGAGAAGUCAAGACGUGAAAGGAGAAGACCCUUCCUCUGUAGAUAAAACAAGAACGGCCAUCAGAGAUUUACAAACUCAGAUGAAAGUUUCAAUUCACUCUGUUGAAGCUGUCUCAAAGAGGAUCGAAACUUUAAGGGAUGAAGAACUGGAGCCUCAGCUUUUAGAAUUGGUGCAAGGCUUGUCUAGGAUGUGGCAUGCAAUGGCAGAAGGUCAUCAAUUGCAAAAGCGUACUCUAGAUGAAGCUAAGAUCUUACUAGCUGGAAUGCCUUCAAAACUGUCAGGAAAGAAAUACACUGCAAUGUCACCUUCUUUGCCGCACCGACUAGCCCGUUCAGCAGCUAUCCUCGAGAUGGAGCUCAGGAAUUGGAGAGCCUGUUUCGAGUCAUGGAUUGUUUCUCAACGAUCCUACGUGCAUGCGUUGACAGGCUGGCUCUUGCGUUGUGUCCGUUCGGACGCAGACACAUCAAAAUUACCAUUCUCUCCUUGUCGAACCUCUGGUGCCCCACCAAUAUUCUCUAUUUGCAUCCAAUGGACUAGGUUUCUUGAUACCGUCCGUGAGGCCCCAGUUCUUGAAGGGCUCGAUUUUUUUGCAGCAGGUGUUGGUUCUCUGUACGCACAGCAGCUACGGGAAGAUUCUCGAAAGAAUUUGGGUGGAUCAAAGAGGUUUGGAGGCGAACCCAUUGGGGGCAUGGAGAUGGUUGAAGUUGGACAAUUUGAAGAUGAAGUAAUGACCGCAGAAAAAAUGUCUGAAGUAGCUAUUAGAGUGCUAUGUGCUGGAAUGUCAGUUGCAGUGAGUUCAUUGACACAGUUUUCGGUUAGUUCAGCGGAAGGAUAUGCUGAUUUGUUGCAGCAAUGGGAUAAUCCGAAGCAGCCACAGAAUUCCAAUGGGACGGGAAAGUUAAGUAGGUAG